Maylandia zebra (zebra mbuna) is the source of this 2728-nucleotide messenger RNA. RefSeq names its product signal transducer and activator of transcription 1-alpha/beta. Lineage: Eukaryota; Metazoa; Chordata; Actinopteri; Cichliformes; Cichlidae. Gene Ontology annotation, molecular function: DNA-binding transcription factor activity; DNA binding. Gene Ontology annotation, biological process: signal transduction; regulation of DNA-templated transcription. The record is from RefSeq and is a predicted model, not a curated record.
UGCGCCACUGGAGUAGAAAAAAGGUAGGAGAGCUGUUAGGGACUCAAGCGUUUUCGGAAACACAACUUACUUCCCGUGGAAGCUUGUUCACGUUACCUUUACAUUAAAGAAGAUGGCGCAGUGGGGCCAGCUUCAGAUGCUGGACAGCAAGUACCUGGAGCAGGUGGAUCAGCUGUACGAUGACUCGUUCCCCAUGGACAUCCGUCAGUACCUGAGCAAGUGGAUCGAAAGCAUCGACUGGGACACGGUGGCCAUGCAGGACUCUCUGGCCACGGUUCGUUUCCACGACCUUCUCGCUCAGCUGGACGACCAACACAGCCGCUUCGCUCUGGAGAACAACUUCCUGCUGCAGCACAACAUUCGCAAGAUCAAGAGGAACUUGCAGGAUCGCUUCCAGGAAGAUCCCGUCCACAUGGCCAUGAUCAUCUCCAGAAACCUGAAGGAGGAGCUGAAGAUACUGGAGAUUGCAAAGAGCACAGAGGAUGAGACUGAUGGGGCAGUGUCGGCCAUGGUGGUGGAGAAACAGAAGCUGGACAACAAAGUGAAAGAGAUGAAGCACAUAGUCCAGGUGGUGGAUCAGAACAUUAAGAACGUAGAAGACCUGCAGGACGAGUAUGACUUCAAAGUCAACACACUGAAGAACAGAGAGAAUGAAAUGAACGGCAUGACGGUGAAGGACCUGGAGAAGGAGAAGAUGACAGUCGGGAGGAUGUGCUUUGAGCUGAAAGCCAAGCGUCAGGACGCUGUGCUCGGGCUGAACGAGCUGCUGAACGUCACUCAGGCCCUGCUGGCAGAGUUGAUCUCCGAGGAGCUGCCCGACUGGAAGCAGCGUCAGAAGAUCGCCUGCAUCGGUGGCCCGCCCAACGCCUGCGUGGACCAGCUGCAGAACUGGUUCACGGCAGUAGCGGAGAGUCUGCAGCAGGUCCGUCAGCACCUGAAGAAGCUGCAGGAGCUGGAGCAGAAGUUCACUUAUGAGAACGACCCCAUCACAUUGAAGAAGGCUUACUUGGAAGGCCGAGCUCUGGAGCUCCUCAAAAACCUGCUGUCCAACUCUCUAGUUGUAGAGAGGCAGCCUUGCAUGCCCACCCACCCACAGAGACCACUGGUGUUGAAAACAGGCGUCCAGUUUACGGUGAAACUUCGGUUUCUGGUGAAACUGCAAGAGUUUAACUACCAGCUCAAAGUCAAGGCCCUGUUUGAUAAGGAUGUUACAGAGAAGAAAGGGUUCAGGAGGUUUAACAUUUUGGGGACAAACACCAAAGUCAUGAACAUGGAGGAGUCCAACGGCAGUCUGGCAGCAGAGUUCAGACAUUUGCAACUCAAAGAACAGAAAGGACCUGGAAACAGAACAAAUGACGGUCCUCUGAUCGUCACCGAGGAGCUCCACUCGCUCAGCUUUGAGUCGGAGCUGCAGCUCAACCAGUCCGGACUCGACAUCAAACUUGAGGCCAUUUCUCUGCCCGUGGUCGUCAUCUCCAACGUCUGCCAGCUACCCAGCGGCUGGGCCUCCAUCCUCUGGUACAACAUGCUGACCACGGAGCCCAAAAACCUGAAGUUCUUCCUCUCCCCUCCUGCGGCGAAGUGGUCUCAGCUCUCCGAGGUGCUCAGCUGGCAGUUCUCCUCCGUCACCAAGCGAGGCCUGAACCAGGAGCAGCUCAACAUGCUCGCUGAUAAACUGCUCGGAACCAAAGCUCAGAGGAACCCGGAGGGACUCAUCCCCUGGACCAAGUUCUGCAAGCAGCAGAGCGCAAACGAGAAGGCGUUCCCUUUCUGGUUGUGGAUUGAAGGUAUCCUGGACCUGAUCAAAAGACACCUGCUGUCCCUCUGGAACGAUGGCUGCAUCAUGGGAUUCAUCAGUAAGGAGAGGGAGAAGGCUCUGCUGACUGACAAGUGUCCGGGCACCUUCCUGCUCAGGUUCAGCGAGAGCAGCCGAGAGGGAGCCAUCACCUUCACCUGGAUCGAACACGACGUCCACGACAAGCCGGUCUUCCACUCCGUGGAGCCGUACACGAAGAAGGAGCUUUCCGCCGUCUCGCUCCCCGACAUCAUCCGCACCUACAAGGUAAUGGCAGCGGAAAACAUCCCAGAGAACCCGCUUCGCUUCCUCUACCCCAACAUACCCAAAGACAAGGCCUUUGGGAAGUACUACCCCAAACCAUCAGAGGCUGCUGAACCGAUGGAGUUUGAGGACACGGACAAGACUGGCUACAUGAAGACGGAGCUCAUUUCGGUUUCAGAAGUACAUCCGUCCAGGCUACAGGACAACAUGAUGCCGAUGUCUCCGGACGACUACAAGGCUCUGGAGCAGUACGUGAGCCCCAGAGACAUUGACGCUGUGGCCAACAAUCUGCUGGAUCUCGAAGACUUUGACCAUCAGAUGAGUGCAGCAGACUUUCGAGAUGGAAACUGAAGGGAAGUCAUAUUCCUUUGACCUUCAUUCUUCUCCUUGUACUGUACUUUUCACCAGAGGUCAUCAGGUUAUGUACUCGACUCUUAGAUUCCUGUAUGAUUUUGACAGCACGGUCACCUUUCAGAAACAGGAGAAAAUUUUCUCCUUUUUAUUUGUAUAUAGUGUUUCUUUUUGAUUAACUGUGAACUUUAAAGCCCUCAGUAUCCUCUGCUGUAAAACUGUAGCAUUUAAAACGUUUCUGCUUGCUUCAUGAGAAAUGAUCAUCAUAAAUGACUGUUUGGAUUCAUUUUAUCAGUAUAAUAAAUGCUUGUAUUAAAA